AUGGAUUUGCAGGUUGUUAUCCAAAGUGUACGCAUUCGGAGAACCGCUAAGAUUGAUCCAAUCCGCCGAUUCGGGAUCUCCAUUAUAAUUAUAGAAUUCCACAAUACAUCUAUAGGGUAUUUGGAGGUUUCGGUGGCGGUGGAAGUGGUGGCGGUGGUGCGUGUGGAUGUAUUGGUUGAAGUAUUAGCGGUGGUAGCGGUGGUGGUGCCGGUGGUAGCGGUGGUGCGUGUGGAUGUAUUAGCGGUGGUAGCGGUGGUGCGUGUGGAUGUAUUGGCGGUGGUUCGUGUGGAUGUAUUGGCGGUGGUUCGUGUGGAUGUAUUAGCGGUGGUGCGUGUGGAUGUAUUGGCGGUGGUUCGUGUUGAUGUAUUAGCGGUUGUGCGUGUGGAUGUAUUGGCGGUGGUGUGGGGAGUGGUGCGUGUGGAGGUGUUCGCGGUGGUGUGUGUGGAGGUAUGGAAGGUGGUGUGGGGGGUGGUGUGUGUUGUGGUGUGGAAGGUGGUGUGGGGGGUGGUGCGUGUUGUGGUGUGGAAGGGAAUGCUUCCAGCUUCUAUGAAUUGGACCACAAUUAAGAUAGCCACUGUAAAGAGGGUUAUUCUUUUUAAGGACAAAGCCAUUUUUAUGGAGGGAAAGGAUGUUGAUAAUGAGGGAAGAAGUAGGCACAAUUCUUGA
Acaulospora morrowiae is the source of this 666-nucleotide messenger RNA. NCBI's taxonomy places the organism in Eukaryota, Fungi, Glomeromycota, Glomeromycetes, Diversisporales, Acaulosporaceae. The record is from the annotation of a GenBank genome assembly.